Messenger RNA from Exophiala oligosperma, 579 nucleotides. RefSeq lists its product as uncharacterized. The coding region runs from base 1 to 579 and encodes 192 amino acids. The transcript is spliced from 4 exons. NCBI's taxonomy places the organism in Eukaryota, Fungi, Ascomycota, Eurotiomycetes, Chaetothyriales, Herpotrichiellaceae. The record is from RefSeq and is a predicted model, not a curated record.
AUGUCGGUCAAAGACAACGCUGAUGUGAAGCCUACGACUACCAAAGACGAAGAAGUCAUAUCACUCAAGGAAAAUGUACAUUCUAAGACUGUCGAAAACGCAGAGACACCCGGUCUCAGUGAUGAGGAAGAAGACCCCCACGUGAGCUUCAAGACGUGGGUUGUUGUCUGGAUCCUCUCAUGCGGUUAUGGUCUCUCUUUUUGGCCCAUCCCGGUGAUGGCAAACAUUGGUGGCUUGGUUGCGGCGGAGCUUGAUGCUCCAGAAAAGGCAUAUUGGUUCAUACCAGCCUGGACUAUCUCUAUCACCGUAUGCUUCAUGCUUUGCGGCGCGAACACGGAUCUUCUUGGUCGACGUUGGUUCUUGGUUCUUGGAAAUCUAGUCAGUGCCACUACUACUCCUUCUCCUCCUUCUCCCCGAGUUGCGCGGUUGUAUCUUCAAGCCCAUACUGACCGCCUCCCACAGGUUUGUACAGUUGGACACAUCGUUACUGCAUCCAAAGCCAGUGCAAAUGCAGUAAUUGCGGGCAUGGCAAUCGCUGGGUUCGGAGGGGGCAACUGCCAGGCAAGUGAAGUGAAGUGA